AUGACAGCUGCCCCAGAAACUGUCACUUCCAAGCUUACUUGGUUGAUAACCGGCUGCUCCUCCGGCUUAGGGCUCUCUCUAACCCGUGUCGCCCAAGCGGCCGGCCACAGAGUCAUCGCAACCAGUCGUAACCCCUCACGAACACCCGAGCUAGUCGACGAAAUCGAAAACGAGGGUGGAAAAUGGAUGCGGCUGGACGUGGACAAUCCGGACAGUGGUAAUGUAAUCGACGAGCUCGAAAGGAGCGGCGAGCAGAUCGACGUCCUGGUCAACAACGCCGGUUACGCUAUUUACGCACCCAUCGAGACCGCAACUGAGGAGGAGGUGAGGGCACAGAUGGAGACCAUGUACUUUGGGCCCCUGCGUCUGAUUCGUGCCGUUCUGCCGUAUAUGCGCCGGCGAAAAUCUGGUGUUAUUGUCAACAUCAGCAGCGGAGCUUCGCUGGACGGGAUUCCCACCAUGGGUGUGUAUGCAGGGGCGAAGGCUGGCUUGGAUGCCUCAACCAGGAUCCUGGCGAAAGAAGUCGCUCCUUUCAACGUCCGCACCCUCACCGUUGUUCUUGGAACCUUCAACACCAACAUGCUCAGCUCGGUAGUGACGGGCAAGACUCCACUUCCGGACGACUACAGUGCGACAAUCACCGAACAAGUCCAGGGGCUGCUGGCAAGCGGGAAGAUCAGGCCCAACGGCGACAAGGACAGAGCAAUGAAUGCUUUGUACCAGGUUAUUGUGGGCAAGGAAUUUGGUAAUGGUCGCGAGACUGAGAAACUCCUUCCUCUGGGGAGCGAUAUGGCUCCGAGGUUCAAGGGAGUUCAGGAUUAUCUUGGACAUGCUCUGGAGGUGUUUGGGGCGGUGACUUGUAGCGUGGAUGUUGAUAAAGAGUAG
Messenger RNA from Aspergillus nidulans FGSC A4, 885 nucleotides. RefSeq names its product SDR family oxidoreductase. NCBI's taxonomy places the organism in Eukaryota, Fungi, Ascomycota, Eurotiomycetes, Eurotiales, Aspergillaceae. The transcript has 2 exons. The record is from RefSeq and is a predicted model, not a curated record. Bases 1 to 885 code for a protein of 294 amino acids.